Monosiga brevicollis MX1 is the source of this 1347-nucleotide messenger RNA. RefSeq lists its product as uncharacterized. The coding region runs from base 1 to 1347 and encodes 448 amino acids. Lineage: Eukaryota; Choanoflagellata; Craspedida; Salpingoecidae. The record is from RefSeq and is a predicted model, not a curated record. The transcript has a single exon.
AUGGCGGGUCGGCGGGUGCGGGUACAAUGCCUGAGUUGGGGCCUGAAUAGGGCUGGUUUGCUGGCGAUGGGGGCCAUGUUGCUCAUGGUCAUGCCUGCAGCGGGUGCUGAGGACGCUGGGCUAUGGGUGGAUGCGGAUGGCGACGUGCAUGUGAUGAACAAUGCCUCUCUGUUUGUGGAUGAAGUUGACCUGCUGGCCACGCUCCGCGCGGUCACGGCUCAGAAUGAUGCGCUACAGCGUGAUACGGUUGCGUUGCGCCAGGCUCUGGCUGAUGUCACCAGCGCAUUGGAUCAACAACACGCUUUGCAGGAGCGUCUGGAUGCCCUGGCGCUCUGCACAGGCCGGUGUUUGCAGCUCACAUCGACGCUGUCCAACACGAAUCUGGCCGGCUUUGGUCGAGCGUUGGCCUUUGAUGAGGCCCUGAUGGUAGUUGGGGCCACAAGCCCAAAUGCCAGCGCAUACGCUCUCUACAAUCGCACCGCCGAAGAACGUGCAGCGCAAAUCCUCAAUGUCUUUCGGUCGGGCGAAGCCAGCGAUCUGUGUGGCACAGCGGUCGCCAUGGACCCGCAGGUCUUGUUGGUUGGCUGCCCAGGUCCCAAUAUAAACCUGCCCACGCCCGCCUUGAUGGGCAUGGUUCGUAUCCUCAGUCGCCAACCUGCCGGUCAUUUUCUCGCCAAUGGCACAGUUUUGCCAUUCUAUACCACAAACCAUCAGAUGUUUGGCUCUGCACUGGCACUCAACGCCGAAUAUCUCGCAGUGAGUGCGCCCUACGCGCAAGAAGUGGACGGCAAUCCCAAUACCGGUGGUCGUGUGUUCUUCUUCCACCGACACGGUGCCAGUACCUUUACGCCCUGGCGUACUCUUGAUGAUGUCGUCGCCCGGCCAGGAAAUCUUUUCGGCUGGGCCUUGGCCUGGUAUGACGCCACGCACCUCCUGGUCACAGGGUUGAGCAACUCACUCGAUAACAGGACGGGUGCGCUCUACGCUUAUCAAGUGCCCUCUGGUACGAGCACAACCUUUCAACGCCUCUUGGAAUUUACCGAGCCUCGUUGGGCCAACGCCUCGCUGACGGGUAGCAUGUUUGGAGUGUCGCUGGCCGUUUGGUCGGGCGGGCUCGCCGUUGGUGCCGGGACCGAGAAUGACGACGGCGGCAAUGGUAGCGAUGUUGAGGCUGCCGUCUUCGUGUACAGCCUGGAUGUGGGGCAGAUGGCGCUGACCCUGGAGCGCCAACUGCUACCCCCUGCCAUGGAGGGAGCAGCCCCACGUUUUGGCCUUGGCUUGGCCAGCAGUGGGGGUGCGCUGGCAGUGACUGACCCAGGUCGGCAGCGCAUCUACAUGUACACAUAG